This is a messenger RNA of Parasteatoda tepidariorum (common house spider), 2105 nucleotides long. RefSeq names its product katanin p60 ATPase-containing subunit A-like 2. Gene Ontology annotation, molecular function: ATP hydrolysis activity; ATP binding; protein binding. The record is from RefSeq and is a predicted model, not a curated record. Lineage: Eukaryota; Metazoa; Arthropoda; Arachnida; Araneae; Theridiidae.
UGAGAAACCGUGCAAGUAUUACGGCUACCGUGGUUAAAAUUUAAAGAGGUUACAAGUAGUGACAAUGAUUCCUCCUUAGUUACAGUUGUUUGAAUUCAAAUUUUGUUAUUGUUGUAGCAACUUUCGAUUAAUAUUAGAUUUUGGUAAAAGUUAUUCUCCUCCGUCUUGAGUUAAAACUUGGUAAUGUUUGUAGGAAUGUAAAAUUUUAAUAAUUUCAUAUAUACUUUACUAUUCAUCAUUCAGUUUAGAAUUCUUAAACUAAUUAUAUACAUUUAUUUUACUAUUUAUGGUGAGUUAUAAAUUCCGAAUCAGUUUGUAUUUCUGUGUUGAAAUGCAAAGUUAAUACACUAUGGCUCAUCUGAACAUUGAAAGAGUGUCAUUAGCUGCAAGAGAUCGAGAAAAAGAAAUUCAAAAAAGAUAUGCGCGCAAAAAAACUAUCCUUGUUCUUAUUGCUCAAUAUUUAGAAGAAAAUGGAUGCGUUAAUGCUGCUGACGUUCUUAAAAGUGAAUGUAAUUUUAGUUUAAGUGACUCUUCUGUUUGCGACAAUAUUAGUUUAGACUCAAUUUUGCAAGAUUUUGAAUCUUAUUACUUUCUGAGAUAUCAAAAACUCCCUCAGAUUAUGAAAAAAGUUUGUAGUGAAGCAGCUAUUUUAAAUUCUAAAGCUUUUCGGUCAAAAAGUGCAUCAAAACAAUCAAGUUCAGCAAGGAAAUUAUUUUUUGAAUCGACUGGAUUAUCCACUAAGCAAUGCGAUCCUGUUCUUGAGCGUGACAAUUUGGAUUCCAGUCAUACUAACCAAUGUUCUUCUAAUUCAAAUAACAGCUUUCCUUUAUUGAUGAAAAGAUGUGGUAGUGAAUGGCAACUAUUAGCUGAUUUAGUCAUACAGGAUAUUGGUUCCACAAACAAAACUGUUUACUGGUCCGACAUAGUUGGUCUUGAACGUGCCAAACAAGUUUUAAAAGAGGCUGUCAUCUAUCCCUUGAAGUUCAAAGAUCUAUUCAUUUCAGACCUAAAGCCUUGGAAAAGUAUACUUUUGUAUGGGCCAACAGGUACUGGUAAAACAUCACUCGCCGCUGCUGUUGCUACAGAAAGCAAAGCCGUAUUUUUUAAUGUAUCAGCUUCAACACUCGUAAGCAAAUGGCGUGGUGAAUCUGAAAAACUUGUGAGAGUUUUAUUUGAACUUGCAAAGCAAUAUUCCCCAUCUGUAAUAUUCAUUGAUGAGAUAGAUUCUUUGAUCAGUCAUCGAGGUGCAGAUCAUGAAGCUAGCCGUCGAAUGAAAACGGAAUUUUUUUCUCAAAUUGAUUCUUUAUUUAACAGUGACAAAAGCGUGUUUGUACUCGGAGCCACAAAUAUUCCUUGGGAGUUAGAUCAAGCUGUCUUAAGAAGAAUGGAGAAAAGAUUGUUAAUUCCGUUGCCAGAUCUUGAAAAUCGUAUUCUUCUUUUUAGGAAAUUUUUGCCGCCUGUGUUGCAACUUAAUUGUGAUAUCGCGGUUGAAUCGCAAUUAAAUUAUGAAUCACUCGCCUUACAGUCAGAAAAUUUUUCGGCAACUGAUAUUGAACUGGUGUGCAGGGAAGCAAAAAUGAAUUUAAUGCGAAAGGUGUUUCAAAAAUUUGAAAAUUCAAUCUCCAAAAUAAAUCUAAAUUGUGUGACCAAAUGUGCAACCUUAAAUAUGUCUGAUUUGUUAGUAGCUAUUCAUAACACAAGACCUAGUAAUAUUAAUUUAGCAGAAAAAUAUUCUAGCUGGAAAGAAAACCAUGGUUGUGAAUAAAAUUUUUUUGAGAGAUUGAAAGAUUAUUAUUAAAUGUAUACCUAAUUAUUUAUUUUUAUUAUAAAUAUUUUCACUUCUAAGUAUCAUAUUGGGUGUAUUGUAUUAUAUGUGUUAUUUAUACAUGUAAUUACAUAUGUUAUAAAUUUAAAUUUGUAUAUACCGAAUAUCUAUUAGUAAUCAAUAUUAAUUCGGCUGCAAAUUAUUGAUUUUUUUUAAACUAUAUUUAUUUCAAUCCAGUAUUUAUGCAUUAUUAUGGCCCCUAAUAAGGUUUGGAGGUGAUUUGAGUUAUUAGACUUAUUUAUUAAGCUUUUUUUAUUAAAUAAACAUCACUAAAAAAACA